GUGGCUUCCUUUUAGCCAUGAAGAACACAAUGUUAAUUCAAAAGUCCACCACUAAUCUUCAAGUUGAUGAUGCACCUGCUCAUCACCUACUCAUCAUUUCCAACAAAGCUAUUCUUAACUUUUAAGUAAUUGAGUUUAGUAAUCAACAAGCGGAACAAUACUUUUUGGUGUCUAACUCUCCACCAGAAAACCAAUUGAAGAUCGCCAUGGCUACCUUGGCGGCCGACCUUGCCAUGGAUUCAACUAUUGAACCGACGGAUUCCAUCUCUUUUGUGGGAUCGCUUUAUCCAGGAACUGAUGAAGCGUUUCGGGGAUAACAUAGCACUAGACGAGUAUGAAGCCUUUGCGGCCGUCCGCCACGACAGUUCUCUCACCGAUUAUGUCGCUACUUUUGAGGCCGGCCUCUUUCAGACACCUGACCUCUCCAACCACCAGUAUCUUGGGUUUUUUCUAGCAGCGCCGCGUCCGGAUAUCCGUAUGCAUAUGAAGGCAGCAAAUAUCACGAAUUACUCUGAUGCAGUUCAGUUGGCACUCCGCAUUGAUCAUGUGGCUACAGGAUCGUUGCGCCCUUCCGUCCGUCGUUUUCUGAAUGUGUCUUCAGAGGAAUACCGAUGGCACAUCGUGGUUAAGAUCAACCGUCCCCUUCCCUCUAUCAUCACUACUAUUCCCCAACUAACCAAUUCCCCAAAUUUGGAAAUUGGUUGAGGUCUAGCAGCCAUGCCACUUGCUCAUCUUCUUCAUUUCCUACUGCUUCAUCUCCUUCAUUAUGUAUUGCUCCAUCUUCUUCUUGAUUUCUUACUGCUUCUUUAUUGUGUACUGCUCCAUCUUCUUCUUGAUUUCUGAUACGGUCCUACAACGGCCUGACCUUGAGCAUGCAGGAGACGAGCCGUCGGAGUUAGAUACGGGAGAAGAGCAGCAGCCGCAAGAAGAGCAGCAGCCGCAACGGUCCAUUGCAGUAUCGAAGCCGACAAGGAAUAGGCGCCCGCCUAAGAGGCUUGGCGAGUUCGUUUCCAAAUAAGAGUCUGAGAGUUUCAUGUUUUAUCUUUUUGUUAUUUUUAUUUCUAGAAUAUUGUUUUUUAUUAUUUAUUUUAUGAAAGAGUCGAGCGUAUUA
Molecule: messenger RNA, 1111 nt
Organism: Salvia splendens (bonfire salvia)
Lineage: Eukaryota; Viridiplantae; Streptophyta; Magnoliopsida; Lamiales; Lamiaceae
Exons: 2
Coding region: 298-705 (135 amino acids)
Source: RefSeq, a predicted model, not a curated record